Molecule: messenger RNA, 411 nt
Organism: Cryphonectria parasitica EP155
Lineage: Eukaryota; Fungi; Ascomycota; Sordariomycetes; Diaporthales; Cryphonectriaceae
Exons: 2
Source: RefSeq, a predicted model, not a curated record
UCUAAGAAAACUGAACAGCAUAAUCGUCUUUUCCUAGCUGUUGAUCAGUUUGGUUUUGAGAUCAUGCCUUGCACCGCCUGCGCUUCCCGGGGCCUGGUAUGCAAGAUAAUGGAUAAUACAAAGCGUUGUUCUCAGUACAUCCAUCAUGCUUGUUCUUGUAAUGGUUUUUCGCACAUUAUAGCGGAGGAUAAGAAGCUGGAAUCGAAGGAGCGGAAGGCAGAGGCAGAGUUAGAAGGGGCUCAUUGUCGAGCGUUAGAGGUUCUUAACGAAGCUUGCACGAAGAUCUCGGAAUCCGCUGCCCGUCUUGCUCGCCUGCACACCCAGCAUAGAUCUCUUGCCUCCCAGGAUGCUCAAAUAGUAAAUGCGAGCCUUAAAUCCCUUGAUAAGCUGGAUGAGCGGGAACGUUGUGAG